Molecule: messenger RNA, 1214 nt
Organism: Radiomyces spectabilis
Lineage: Eukaryota; Fungi; Mucoromycota; Mucoromycetes; Mucorales; Radiomycetaceae
Product: HAD-like domain-containing protein
Exons: 4
Coding region: 65-1036 (323 amino acids)
Molecular function (GO): phosphatase activity
Source: RefSeq, a predicted model, not a curated record
AUAAAACAUUAGCAGCAGGAGAAACUUGUUCUUUGUUUAUUCGUUUGUUUACUCAUUCAUCAACAUGCCUCGAAAUCAACGAUCUGGCUCCAAAGAUUUGGCUACACAAGUGACGGAUCACUUUAUGCAGUUUGGCCGUCGUGAAGAACAUCCCGCUCAUCAAGACAAAGAUUGGGCGCUUCUACGGGACCCUACGAUCCAUAAUGAACGUUUAAACGCUAUUAGACAAAAGCAAGGUUAUAUUAUUGAUAUGGAUGGUGUGAUUUACCACGGAAGCAAUUUACUGCCUGGGGCAAAAGAGUUUGUUGACUUUUUGAAUAAGAAUAACAAGAAAUAUCUUUUUUUGACCAAUAAUUCCGCCCCAACGCCUCGAGAACUUCAAUCCAAGUUGGAACGUCUUGGUAUUGAGGUAUCGGCCGAUCAUUUCUUUACAUCUGGACAAGCCACUGCCUAUUUCUUAAAGUCGCAGAUGCCAGAGGGAGGAACUGUGUAUGUCAUUGGUGAACCAGGUCUUGCCUAUGCGCUCUAUGAUAUGGGAUUCUUUAUGAACGACCACAAUCCCGAUUACGUCGUACUUGGAGAAUCUUCGAUAUACAAUUUCGAAAAACUGACAAAAGCGGUUCAGUUGGUGCAGAAUGGGGCAAAAUUGAUAUCUACCAAUUUGGAUAUUGAGACCCUGGACUCGAAAGGACGCAAGAUUCCUGCCACUGGCGCUUUUACCGCCUGUGUGGAAGUAGUAACCAAGACAAAGGCUUUCUUUUGUGGCAAACCAUCAGCGCUGAUCAUGCGAUACGCGCAACGUGUGCUUGGUCUCAGUCGAGGUGAAACAUGCAUCAUCGGGGAUCGGAUGGAUACAGACAUCGUUGCUGGUAUCACCUCCGAAAUUGAAUCGGUUCUCGUACUGUCUGGCGUAACAGAAAUGAGCGACUUGUCGAUGUUUGCCUAUCGUCCGUAUAUCAUUUUGGGUGGUGUGUACGAAAUUACGGAGCAAGAUCGUCGCGAGACAGAAACUGAACCCCAGGCCAGUAUACCAUGAAAUUACUUGUAGUUUGUCCAAAUUUACGCCCUUUAUAUAGUAUCUAGAAGUGAAAAACAUCUUUGAUUUUUGUAUAAAUGCUGAAGCACUACUUGUAUCUCAGGAUAAAACUGCCAGUUGGUACACAGUCAGGUCAGAUGUCGUGCAAUAGUGUUUGCCCAAUAAAUUCAUUGUCCCG